This is a messenger RNA of Oncorhynchus nerka (sockeye salmon), 6447 nucleotides long. RefSeq names its product UDP-Gal:betaGlcNAc beta 1,4- galactosyltransferase, polypeptide 3 (gene b4galt3). Gene Ontology annotation, cellular component: Golgi apparatus. The record is from RefSeq and is a predicted model, not a curated record. Gene Ontology annotation, molecular function: galactosyltransferase activity. Bases 841 to 2172 code for a protein of 443 amino acids. The transcript has 8 exons. Lineage: Eukaryota; Metazoa; Chordata; Actinopteri; Salmoniformes; Salmonidae. Gene Ontology annotation, biological process: galactosylceramide biosynthetic process; carbohydrate metabolic process.
GUGUUUCACAAUACAAUCUCAACUAGUGUGUGUGUGUGUGUGUGUGUGAGAGAGAGAGAGAGAAAGAGAAAGAAAGAGAUAACACGGAGAGGGUUUCUGCACUCGAACAUGCUCAAUUUGCCCGGCAAAAUACGUCAUGUUCGCUUUGCCCCUCAACAUGCCUGCCUGUCGUAGCGGCAGCGCUGUAGCCUACAGAGAACGGGGAUGAUAGAUGAACCGCAGUUUAUAUGUUGAUAUCUGUUGGAUGCUGCUGCAGCAGCGACGGCCUUCCGUGUUUAGUCCAUGCGGAAGAGUGCUUUCUAAACGGCUAAUAGAGGAUUUCGACCUGGAUAAAAUAGAUUAGGAAGCGGACUCACCCAGAAACAGCUCCAUCCACCCAUACCAUCGAAUGUGUUGAUCACAGGGCGGCCCAGUUGUCCUAAAUCGAAGCCGGGGGCUAGAUUUGGAACGUCGCAGGAACAUGGAGGAACUAUGAGGGGAGGAGGAGAAGGAGAGAGGGAGAACAGACUCUCUGCUGGAGGCCAGGUUCUGAUAUCAUCCAGUUGGGACCACAGCAGAACACAGUGACUCGUCAGAUGUUGAAGCGAUGGCCGUGUGGACUGAGCUAUAGCGCUGCAAGAUUCAUACACAUAGAUGCCCCCCUCCUAACCCCCCGAGCCCCCUACAGCCUCCCCACCCUCCCUCUGUCUCUCCUCCAUCUCUCCUUCCUCUGUCAUCCCUCUACCCCCUCUGAUCCCAGCCUCUUUCUGAUCUAAUUGUCUCUCACUGUCUUCUUCUCUCCUUUUCUCUGCAUCUCUCUUUUUCUCUCCAUCAUCCCCCCCCUCUCUCCCUCCCUCCAUCAUGGCGUGUUGUGGUCGCUCUCUUGACUCCCCCUGUACCCUGGCCCUAUUGGUGGGCUUCCAGUUUGCCUUUGUGGUCUACUUCUCCCUGGGGGGCUUCAGGGGGCUGGUGUCCGUACUGGUCCACUCUGAGCAGCCUGAGUUUGACUACUCCCGCCCCCACGACGUGUACACCAACCUCAGCCACCUGGGGGUGCCACCAGCCCCCCACAUAGGAACGGGACCUCCAGGGGCUGAGCUGAAGGAUUGCAAGAUGCCCUCACCACUACUGGUCGGUCCUGUAUCUGUGCGUCUGUCCUCGCCUCUCUCUCUGGAGGAGAUCAGGGAGAGGAACCCGUUGGUGUUACCGGGAGGCCGGUACAGCCCCCCAGACUGCCAGCCGCGCCACCACACGGCCAUCGUGGUGCCGUACCGUAACCGCCAGACUCACCUCCGAGCCCUACUCUACCACCUCCACCCUUUCCUACAGAGACAACAGAUUCACUACAGUAUCUACAUAGUCCAGCAGUGGGGUAACUCUACAUUUAACCGAGCUAAGCUGUUGAAUGUUGGGGUCCGUGAGGCGCUGAGAGACGAGGACUGGGGGUGUAUCUUCCUACACGAUGUAGAUCUUCUGCCUGAAAAUGACCAUAACACCUACACCUGUCACAAUCAGUUCCCCACACACCUCUCUGUUGCCAUGGACAAGUUCAGAUACAGGUUGCCGUACCCCCAGUAUUUCGGAGGGGUAUCUGCGGUCACACCUGAGCAGUACAUGAAGAUGAACGGAUUCCCCAACAGCUAUUGGGGCUGGGGUGGGGAGGACGAUGACAUCGCUGCCAGAGUGCGUCUGUCUGGGAUGAAGAUAGUGCGCCCUCCAGUGGCCAUCGGACAUUACAAGAUGAUCAAGCAUAAAGGAGACAGGGGCAAUGAGCAGAAUCCACGCAGGUUUGACCUUCUGAAACGGACCAGGCUCAACUGGCAUUCUGAUGGUCUGAACUCUCUGACCUACGAACUGUUAUCCAAAGAGCUGCAGCCUCUCUACACCAACCUGACGGUCGACAUUGGGGACGACCCUCGUCUGCCCCAGAGAAAGGCCACGCCUCCUAUGCCCAAACGUGAGGUGAAGGGGGAUGAAUUACCUCCCCUUGUGCCAUGGAGCAAACAUGGAUCAAAGAGGAGGGGAGACACACCCCGUGCAGCCAAACAUGACAUAAAGGGGGAAGGGCAAGCCGUUAAAGUGGGUGUGGUUACAGCUGUGACUACGGCUAAACCUAAAGCUGACAAGGUAGACCACGCCCAGUCAAAGACAGUGCAUCAGACUGUAGAUGAGAGGGCGAGUGUGGUAAAGUAGGAAGAAGGGCUGGAGAUAUGGGGUGCAUCUCAUUGGUCUAAAGCUGCCCCCUCUCCUCUUCUCUCCUGCAUCUGAAAACACAGGAUGGGUGUUAGCAAUGUGGAGGAUGUUACUGUCCUGUCCAGUUCUACCACAUCAAUGCAGAUGAAGGAAAGGACAUGAUGAGAGGAAGCCAGAGAUGCACUGAGUUGUACACUAAAAUGACACACCUUCUGUUCCUGUAUUAUCAUAGGGUCCCCUAUGAGGGGACCAGUAAAGCUAGCUAUGUCCGUGAAACUGUAGAUAUUGUGAAGCAUAGGGCUUAGGCUACAGCCAACUCAAAACCCUUCUGAAUGUGACUCACCUCCAGCGACAGUCAAGGUAUUCAAACAAACUCUCCACCCUUCCUCUCAGAAGACUACACCACCGUUAUUACCAGUUGGUUUCAUUGGUUCUUAAACCUCUCUUCGGGGAUCCCCAGACGUUUCACCGUUUUGUUGUAGCCCUGAGUUAGCUCACCUGAUUCCAGUAGUCAACGGCUUGAUGAGCUACUGAAUCAGGUGUGCUAGCUCUGGAAUAGUUCAUGUGGGGGUCCCUGAGGAGAGGUUUGAGAACCACUUGAACCAGACAACUGGUAUGUAAAGAGUGUUGUAGUCUUCUGAGAGAGGAAGGGUGGAGAGGUUUGAGAACCACUUGAACCAGACAACUGGUAUGUAAAGAGUGUUGUAGUCUUCUGAGAGAGGAAGGGUGGAGAGGUUUGAGAACCACUUGAACCAGACAACUGGUAUGUAAAGGGUGUUGUAGUCUUCUUAGAGCAGAAGGGUGGAGAGGUUUGAGAACCACUUGAACCAGACAACUGGUAUGUGAAGGGUGUUGUAGUCUUCUGAGAGCGGUGGGGUGGUUUUAGAAACACUGGUCUGAUGGACAUUAUGUGGUGAACAUUCAUUCUGAAGAGAGAGAUUGUGACAUCAGCAUUUAAUCAAACCCAAUUGAAACUCCAGAGUUCCUUUUUUCAGCCAAUGGGAUGCCAGAUCUUGCAAGUAACCAAUCCGCUGCCAACCCACUGCUGCUCUGAGCCAAUCAUCUCCUAGUUGACUUCUGGCUUCAGCCUAUCCGCUCCCAGAAACUGCUGCUGUUGGUCCGCCCUAUUGUGUGGGUCAGUGUUUCUGUGCCUUCUCUCUUCUAUUGAUCUUUUAUGGAGUGGGACAAAGUUGUCCCUAGAUGCUGAUCUGGGGUCAGUUUUCUGUUGUCCCUGUUAUGGUUAAGUGUAUAUAUAUUGGGUCGGGGUAAACUGAUGCUAAGUCUGUAUCUACAGGCAACUUCUUCUCCGAGCACCAUUUUAUAUCCGUUUGCCCGAUCAGUGCUUUCACACUCCAGACGUAUCAGAUGACUGUAGGAUUUAUAUUUAUAUAGAGAUGUUUGUUUACUUUGAGUCAGGUGCCUCUUGAUUGUGUAUUUGGGUUUAGAGACAAUCUAAUCGAAGGGUAAAAACGUUAACUGUUAAUAAUCGCUUCACAUAGAGAAAGAAAUCUCUCUGUAAAGGGAAGUGAAGUAUUCUAUGCCUCAAAUACAUUAGACUUGGUUCUAUAGUUUGUUUUCUAGUUUGAAUAUACUGUCUUUAAGUGAGUGAACUUAUGUCCAUCCAGUACAGAAUCCCUCAUAGCCAUCCAUGUUGAUUUCAUAUCAGCCAUCCAUGUUGAUUUCAUAUCAGCCAUCCAUGUUGAUUUCAUUUCAUAUCAGCCAUCCGUGUUGAUUUCAUAUCAGCCAUCCGUGUUGAUUUCAUAUCAGCCAUCCGUGUUGAUUUCAUAUCAGCCAUCCGUGUUGAUUUCAUAUCAGCCAUCCGUGUUGAUUUCAUAUCAGCCAUCCGUGUUGAUUUCAUAUCAGCCAUCUGGAAUGUACUGUACAUACUUUAUCAUACUAGUUUACUGUAAUCCAAAAACGAUAAGAUAUGUUUCAGUGAGGGGAGGUUCUGGAGCCAGUUUGUAGGAGGAGCUAUAAGGUAACUACCUAUACUGUAUUUCCUGCUGCGCUGUGAUUGGCUAAAGGAGUGUGUCGGGGGGGCUCUGUAGAUUCUCCUGUAUAGGACAUAGGGUUUCAUUAGAGAGAUGCUCAUUUCAAGCUUUUAUGCUGUUCAUGAGUUGAUAGAAUAGUUUUUUUAUAUUCAGAUCCACGUUAGCUGUUGAAGAAUCAGCAACUAUUCUUCUUGGGGUCCACACAAAACAUAGAACAUGACCAAAUACAGGUUACUAAUGGACAAGAACAGCAACACAAACAAUAUGAGUAUUUUAAAAAGAAGAAGAAAGAGAAAAUAAAUGAAUAAUGCUAAUCUUAAAAAUUCAAGAAUAAUGUGUGUUUUGAAAGUUGUUGUUUUUUCAUGAUUUAUUUCACUAAACUACUGUGUUACUGAUGCUAAUUUGAAUGUAUUUUAUUUAUUAAACUACUGUUAGGAUUUGGGUUUUACCCGUUAAGCUUACUUACAGCAGUGAGUAUUUACUCAUUCCAUAGCAUCAACAAUGCCUCAUAUUAGAAUGUAGACCAACCUUUUAGCGUGAAAGAAAGGGUGGUUCAUAUUAUCCAUGUAGUUGUCAUGGUUACUAGCACUGUGCUGAACUUAUAUGACGGACUUUAAGUUCCAAAACUUGCAGAUACUGUAGAAAUUAGAUUUAGAAUGGAAACAAUUGAAUCUUUAUCAGGUAGAACAGCUGAUUUGAUAUAUUCUAUAUUUCUAUUUCUGUCUUCUACAUUCUAAACAUUAUGCCUCAAUAAGCCCCGUGUUUUAAAGAAUGGAAUGCUGUAGGCAACCCUGUUCCUGGAGUACCACAGGUACUACAGGGUUUUGUUCCAACUAGUCACCACACAUGACCAACUGAGCCAUGCAGCACUCCAGGGCCAGGGUUUCCUACCCCUGCUGUAGGCUAUGUACUGAAUGUGUCUGAUUCAGUGUACAGCAUAUCAUGCAUAUAUGCCCUCUUGCUGUCUGGGAGAGAGCUUUACUUUUUUACGGCCGUGGUUGGGAGUCCCAUAGGGCGGCGCACAAUUGGCCCAGCGUCGUCCGGGUUAGGGUUUGGCCGGGGUAGGCCAUCAUUGUAAAUAAGAAUUUGUUCUUAACUGACUUGCCUAGUUAAAUAAAGGUUCAAUUAAAAUAAUAUAUAUAUAAAAACAUUACGUGGGUGCUUUCUAAUAGAGGGAGGGAGGGUAUGGGAAUCAAGGCCUCCGACUGUACAAUAGGAAUAUUAAUCAAUACUGUCAAUCAUUAUCUGCACCUUGUACCCAAUUAAAUCUUUACAAUGAGGAUGAUGAAAUGCCACCCCCAUCUUUGAGGUCACCUUUUCAACUCGUGUGUGAGAUAUUUUAGAGAAUUAGAGAAAGAGAAUAGUAUUUUGACUUUAGAUUCACUACACAGGUGGCAUACCAGUGAAACUACUGUAUACCCACUGUAACCAUACACUACUUGAUGGUGGUGGUGAUAAUGGCGAUGGUGAUGAUGCCAUCCACUAUUAAUCAAUUGUAAGUGAUCAUCCAUAGGAUAUAUCUGCAGUCAUAUUAACACAGCUCUUCAUAGGGACAUAACCGACUAGUAUGUAUCAUAGGAGACAGUGUGUACCUGGAAAUCAUUCUAUAUUUAAUAAAAUAGCUAGUUUUCUAUCAGAUGUUUGGUGUAAAUGGAGGGGAAAUAGUAUAGACUACUAUAGGCAAUCUAAUGUAACUUUAAUUUAGUCACAUGCUUUUGACUUUUAUUUCUAAAACAUGCUUUUGACUUUUAUUUCUAAAACAUGCUUUUGACUUUUAUUUCUAAAACAUGCUUUUGACUUUUAUUUCUAAAACAUGCUUUUGACUUUUAUUUCUAAAACAUGCUUUUGACUUUUUCAAUCAUGAUCAGUUCGGUGUGUUGAUUUCCAUACUGAUAGCUGUGUGGUAACAUACUGUAUUGAAAAGUGUUAGAAUAUUAUUGUAGUUUUAAGGGGAUAUGAAUUAUAUCAUUUGGACUGGGAGUUGAAGGGAAGGUUAUGACAUGUGCUUUAGUCACUGUAUUGAGUUUUUAACCUGAUUUCCACCUUCAGAUGAAAAUUGACUCAUAUUUAAGAGGAAGUGGACACUGGACAGCUCUAGUCCUCUGGGGUUGCCGUGUCUGCUGGGCUGGGUUGUGUUUGGGAGUGAGAGGGGGAGAGACCAGUGGAGAGGCCAGCAGAGAUGGCACCCUAGAGAGAUUGGGGGUUAUUCUUUGGGCCAUGUUGUGGAGUGUUGUGUUUCAUGACUACACAGAGAAAACAUACCAAUAAAACACAUUCAAAAGCA